AUGACGACACGUAAUAUGCAAUCUCGUCUGAUCUGGAUUGACUGUGAAAUGACCGGUCUUGACGUUAACCAUGCAACGUUAGUGGAAAUUGCUUGUAUAAUUACAGAUGGAGACCUUCAAGUAACUAUUUCGACACUUAAUGCCAUAAUUGUUGCAGAGGGACCCGAUUUGGUCAUUAAUCAACCUGGUUAUGUUCUUGAUAGGAUGAAUCAGUGGUGUAAAAACACUUUUGAUAAAAAUGGACUCUUGAACGCAAUAAAGUCAAGUAGAAUUUCAAUGGAGUCGGCCGAAAAAAAGAUGUUGGCAUUUGUGGAGCAGCAUACGAAUGCUGGAGAGUGUCCCCUGGCUGGUAACUCAGUUUCGGUUGAUCGUCAGUUCAUAAAGAAGUAUAUGCCUAAACUUGCUCGGCAUUUACAUUAUCGGACUGUCGACGUUAGCUCUGUUAAAGAAAUCGCUAAAAGAUGGUACCCAGAAAAGUUCGCGUCGAUGCCGCAAAAGAAGGAGGCUCACCUAGCCUUAAGCGAUAUUAAAGAAAGCAUAGAAGAACUGAAAUGGUAUAGAGCCAACAUCUUUGUUUGA
Enterobius vermicularis (human pinworm) is the source of this 579-nucleotide messenger RNA. The record is from the annotation of a GenBank genome assembly. NCBI's taxonomy places the organism in Eukaryota, Metazoa, Nematoda, Chromadorea, Rhabditida, Oxyuridae.